CAGUACCCCGGGGCAGCGAUGGACCGCGUCAGCUUGCUGUGGCGUCUACGUCGUCGGGCCCGUCGCGGGGCGCUCUGUAUGGGCCUCUUCUGCAUCUCCAUGGCAAUGCUCUAUGCCCUCUGCGCCGAGAACAGCGUACCUGUCACCGAUGCUAUCUUCGGGGUGCGGGCACGGACCCGCGCCCAGCCCCGGGCACACUCCAUUAUCAAGGUGCUGAGAGGUGGGGCCAAGCCCAUGUACCUCGACCCCCAGAAGCUCCCCGGCGUCAUCCCUGGCAACGCCCACCGUCCAAUCCCAGUCCUCUCCUCUCCAAACCACACACAGGAAGUCACAGCUAAGGAGACACACCCCAAACAUCCCAAGAGAGAGCGAGAGUCAUCGGGAUUCUUCGCCUGGCUCUUGCCGCGCCCCUUCAGGCGGGCCAUGGAGACCCUGUUUGGGGGCCGUCGUCGGGGGGAGCUUAGUGGAACAGUCGGGGACGCAGAAUUUUUUGGCCCUCACAGAGCUCUGGGGGAGGUCUGGGACGACGAGAUGUCCAGUAACAUGCUGGGGAAGAGGCUGAGGAAAGUGGUGCAGAACUAUCAGGCGAUGAAUAAGUAUGGUGUGGAGUUCUCUGGUCCUGGGGGCGUGGCCACUCGUCCUAAACUGAGCGGCUCAGAGUUGCUGUGCCAGCUGAAGUACAAGGUAGAAGUUGCGACCCUGACCCCUGACCUCGAGCCCUUCUCCUCUCUGCCCUGGGCGUACCAGCUGCCCCUACAACCCAUAACCUCUGACCUUGGACCCUACAAGAGCUGUGCAGUGGUAUCGUCGGCUGGGUCACUACGCUACUCUGGACUGGGCAAGGAGAUUGACUCCCAUGAUGCAGUGCUGCGGUUCAACGCAGCGCCCACCGUGGGGUACGAGAAAGACGUCGGCUCCAAGACCACCAUCCGCCUCCUUAACUCCCAGGUGAUGGCAUCAGACGACCACCGCUUCCUGUCCAGCUCUCUGUACAGCACAGGUGUGCUGGUGGCCUGGGACCCUUCCCCCUUUUCUGCUGACCUCAACCAGUGGUACAACAAGACUGACUACCCCAUCUUCGCCCAGUACCAGCGGUACAGGAGGCUCCACCCCCUCCAGCCCUUCUACAUCCUGCACCCCAGCUUUGAGUGGCAGCUCUGGCAGCGAAUCCAGGACAACAUGGCCGAGCCCAUCCAGAAGAACCCGCCCUCCUCUGGACUGCUGGGUACGGUUUUGAUGAUGUCCCUGUGUGAGGUAGUACACGUGUAUGAGUUCCUGCCAUCUCAGAGGAAGACGGAACUGUGUCACUACUACCAGCGCUUCUACGACGCAGCCUGCACUCUGGGGGCCUACCACCCCCUGCUCUACGAGAAGAACCUGGUCAAGAGGAUGAACCAGGGGCUCGACAGGGACAUCUACACCCACGGACGGGUCACCCUGCCUGGGUUCAGCACUCUCAACUGCACCCGGGGGGCUAGCACUGACUGA
This is a messenger RNA of Salvelinus namaycush (lake trout), 1488 nucleotides long. It is a transcript of the gene st6gal1, whose product is annotated as ST6 beta-galactosamide alpha-2,6-sialyltranferase 1. The transcript has 7 exons. Bases 19 to 1488 code for a protein of 489 amino acids. Gene Ontology annotation, molecular function: sialyltransferase activity. Lineage: Eukaryota; Metazoa; Chordata; Actinopteri; Salmoniformes; Salmonidae. The record is from RefSeq and is a predicted model, not a curated record.